AGUUUACUUUAAUCCACUAACUACAUCCUUAAGUCUGCAACAGUGUGAAAUUGUGUUAUAACCAAAACAAACCACCUACUGAAGGAUUGGUUAUUUAACUCGAACUUCACUAAUCCAUUCACUACAUCCAUAAGUUUGCAACAGUGUAAACUGUUAUAUAACUUCCUUAAUUGCCCUUCAUUCUGAGUGGUGAUGUGUGGUGAUGGUUGGAGAGUGUGAGUGUAGUGGUGAGUGGCAGGAUGUCAGUUUCUAUAGAUUUGGAGCGGCUGGAGCGAAUGCUUUCCCCAAAGCUCUCGGGUCUGUACUCAACACAAACAACAGCAGUGUCUGAACAGAACCAUAUCAUCGCCAUGGGGGAAACUUCGGCCCAGCAGAGAUACCAAAGAAAGGGAGGCAGUGCCAAGCAAGCAAACGGAUCCAGCAUGAUUGGGACGGCGCCCACGCUGGAGGAAAAGCUCAUCGAGAAGAGUGAGCGGGAGAGGCUGGUGGUGUGGCGGCAGCCAGUGACCACCCUGCACUACUUUGUGCGGGAGUGUGGCAUCCUGGGCAGGGAAUACAUGGUUAAAUUAUGGAGAUAUAAGAAGAUGGUGUUGUUAAUAGCAAUGAUCGUAGGCAGUUACUAUGCUGCUUACAGGACUCCAGGCCCCCACCAACCAUUACUUCAAAGCAUAGCCAAAAAGUUUUGGUGGUGCUGGUGGUGGUUGUGGCUGGGCAUCCUCUCCUCAGUGGGUCUGGGCACAGGGCUGCACACCUUCCUGCUCUACCUGGGGCCCCACAUAGCCUCUGUCACCCUCGCUGCUUACUCCUGUAACUCGGUGGAAUUUCCCUCUCCUCCUUACCCUGAUGACAUCCUGUGUCCUGAGGAAGAGGUCCUGGGGAAGGAGAUGUCCAUCCUUACCAUCAUGUCCAAAGUCCGCCUUGAGGCCUUUAUGUGGGGAGCUGGCACAGCGCUGGGUGAGUUGCCUCCAUACUUCAUGGCACGAGGGGCCCGGCUGUCUGGCUACGACCCUGAUGAUGAGGAGAUGGCAGAGUUUGAGGAACUGCAGCGGUUGAAAGAGCGGCCAGAGGACAUGUCCUUCCUGGACCGUGCCAAGCUGUCUGUUGAGAAGCUGGUGGAGCGAGUCGGCUUUUUCGGCAUCUUGGCCUGUGCCUCAAUUCCCAACCCACUAUUUGAUCUGGCCGGCAUCACCUGUGGCCACUUCUUGGUUCCAUUCUGGACCUUCUUUGGUGCCACACUGAUCGGCAAGGCCAUCAUCAAGAUGCACAUCCAGAAAAUGUUCGUUAUUAUUGCCUUCAACGAAGCCUUGCUGGCACGGGCUGUGGGCCUCCUGGCGCUGCUCCCAGUGGUGGGCCCCAAGCUGGAGCAGCCCUUCAAGACCUUCCUGGAGAAACAGAGGAAAAAGUUCCAUCGAAAACCUGGCACUGGAGCAUCAGGACAGGAUCAUGCAAACAUCCUGGCGUGGGUCUUUGAGAAGCUGAUCCUGCUGAUGAUUUUCUACUUUGUGUUGAGCAUAGUGAACUCCUUUGCCCAGAGCUACCACAAGCGGAUACACAAGAGGAAUCGUGAGCGGAAGGCGGCCCAGGACUGAUGGAGUGGGGAACAGAGUCUCCUGGGUGUGAGUUGGGCCGGGGAGUCAGUCAGUGUUGCCUUGUGGUGGAGCACUGCACUGAGAAGUGGGUGUGUGUAUGGUAAUGCAUAAGUACUGGACUGUGAAUUACAUGAGUUUAUUUCCAUUUGAUUUUAUUCUUGUUAUUCUUGUUAUUUAUUUAUGUUUUUAUUAUUAUUAUUAUUAUUAUUAUUAUUAUUAUUAUUAUUAUUAUUAUUAUUAUUAUUAUUUUAAAUUUGUUAAGUGUGACUAGGUGUGUCUGAUAAAAAUGACUCAUAUUAAUUGUUAUGUAAGUGAAGCCAGUCAGUGUUUCUUGAAGCAUUCCCUACCCUUAGUCUACCUCCAUCACCCUCCUCUGCUCCAGGGACAGGCUUGGACAAACUCAGUUUUCACUUUACACUAUUUUACACUUUCUUGUCUGCAAGUUUUACUAAAAACCUGAAUUUCUGUACUAUUUUAAGUACAAACAGUGGUGUUAGUUAUGGAGUUCUUCACAUACUGCCAGAUGCACUGCCAAGCAAUCAUUCCUCCCCAAGAACAAUGUUUGUCUACAUAAUCCAAACACUCCAGUCUAUUGUUAAAACUUGCUGUAUCAGUCUUAAGUAUUUUGAAAGUUGGUGACAUCAAACUGGUCAGGUGGAUGACACUCUCCAUGUCACAGACAUAUCAGUACAUCAGACAUUGCCCAGCACACCUCACACAGGCACACAAGUCUGGUACACAACAUCUGAGGUGGAAGUACUGGCAUGUAAUGAUACACACUCUGCUGGUCUGGGGCAUGGCAGGUGGCACUCAGUGCUGUGCUACAGGUCUGGCACAUAAAGUAUUGCACCUCACCAGGCAUGAUUCAUGUAAGUGUGUCUGAUUUAUCACUAUCACAUACCCAAAUCUGGCUGGUAUAUACAAAUGUCUGUCAUGUGCUGCAUGUGUAACACCUUUGGAUGACACAGGUGAUGACAUUGUCACCUGCAGUAUAUAGAAUCAUGAAUGUAGAUUGUGUGCCAUGAAAACAAUCAGUAGUAGUGCUGUCUGCUAUACAAUGAUUAUUAUCUUUGUGUUGGCCAGGCUGACAGUAAUAGUUAUGGAAAAUGUCACUUACAGUUUACACUGGAAGCACUGAAUGUUGUCUGCCAUGGACUGAAUAUUGAUGUGUUUCACUCACUGUGUUUUGAUUAUGUCUGUCUGUCAUGGAGGAAGCUACAGUACACACACACACACACACACACACACACACACACACACACACACACACACACACACACACACACACACACACACGGAAUACUUAGUAAAACCUUAUUUAGAUAAUAAAAUUUUAAAAAGCUGACUUUCAGUAGCUGUCACUGAAAUGAAAAUUUUAAAAUGAUACACAAAUUUGCUUUACCUUGUGUGUUUUCAUGAUACUCUUAUCAUUAUUGGUUGAUGAUAUGAUAACCAUUGACAGUAAUGGAAGAUCUUCAGAUGUUUUGAUAAAGGCAUGAAAUGAAGUGAUACAGCAACUUUCAUGGAAGUUUGUGGUAUUCAUUUCCAAUUUUAAGCCAGUUGGUAUUAGGGAAAAAAAUCCUGGACUGAGUUGUAGUGUAUAAGGCAGUGUGUGGUAACAAAGGUGAGUAUGUGGGAUGCACCACUGUUUCCUGCUGUCUGUCAUUGUGCAAUGUCUUGUGCCAGUCAUCUCAUCACCUUGGAGUAACUGUGAUGCCAGCAAUACAUGGAAAGAUACGGACACACACUACAAAUCACUAUUCUAUUCACAACUCACUUUCUGUCUUUAGGUUACUUCUGGGAAUACAUAGAAAGUAUAUUAAUUGAUUAAGAAAACUAACACAUGCCACACAUAGAAACAGGUCUUCAGAUUCCAAGAACAAAACUGAGGACAUCAAUCAGCAUUAUUAAAUGGAUUUCUAUCCUUACUGGUCAGUAGUGUCUCAAGGAAUACAGUAGAAUGAUGUCUCAGAAUAUAUGUGCUGCUUCAGAGAUAAAUUAUUAUUUAGAGAGACGGAUGACCUGAGAACAUGCUUUGGAAGUGAUGGUUGGGUUGAAUUUUAUGUUUCACUGUUUACCAACAAGUACCUGAUAUGUUUCCUUAAAAGAUUUUAGAAUGCUAAGUGUAAAGAUGCUACACUUGUCAAUAAAAACAGCUUUAAUGAUUGGUGUCCUGUAGAAAAAUCAAUGUGUACCAAUUAGGAAGAAAAGGAAGCCGUGAUCCUGAAGUUGUUGGUGCCCCUCUGGCUCUUGUCCCUCACGUAGUGCUUGGAAAAGGUGCCAUAAUUCAUUUAAGGUCAUAGUCUGAAAUUUUUCCAUUUGUGUGCAUUGUCAUACAUCAAUAUGUUGCUGAUGGUAUUUAAAAAAUAUAUAUUUUAUUUUAUUUUAUUUUAUUUCAUUUUAUUUUAUUUUAUUAUUUAUUAUUUUUUUUAUUUACUUAUUUAUUUUUUAUUUUUUUUUUUUUCUUCUUUUUGUGCUUCACAUAGCAAUGAACUUUGGGGUGAAAGUCAAUAGCAGGAUCAUGAGAUAAACUCACUCAGUGAGAGAACCUCCAGGAGUUCCCAGCCACCAAAGAGCAUGUGUGUCUCUUUGCCUGUAAAUAGUAUGACUAAGUAAUGUAAUAGAAGUUAUAAGAGUAUUUAUACAAUUUUUAUAUACCAUAUGGGAGUGAAGUAAUUUGUCUAGUGGUGUGAGUUAGGUCUGUAUUCAGAUAUAAAACACACACACACACACACACACACACACACACACACACACACACACACACACACACACACACACACACACACACUACCUGCUGCCUCAGUGGUAACAUGCUUGCCUGUCACUGGGCAGGCUGAGGUGUUCAUUGAGCAAGCAUUGACUAUCCUCAAACAAGAGGAAUUAGUGUUGUGUAUGAAAGGUCUCAGCUUUACUCCUAGACUGGACAGUAUGAGCUCCAGGCUCUUUGUAAGAGAGUAUAGCUGAAGAUCAAAAGUCCAGCACAUGACCCUCAAGGCCCGGGUUGACUUGCACACACACAGGUGGUGUUCUCAGGUUUGUAUUGUAUUGCCACACCUUGUAUCUCUUGGCUGGAACACUGAACUGUGGUCAUGGCCUGAUAAAAGUGUCUCCCAGGAUUCUAAGAAAUAUGGUAAGUGCCAGAUGGAGAUUUAUGCAUGAUAAAUAUUUUAUAAAAUUAUUUUGCAGUAUUUUUUUUAUCUUUUUUUUAUUCACAUAGAAGUAUGUGUAUAUUUCAUGAUGUACUUCCUGGAGCAUAGUGGAAUAUGUAUUUCCCCCAGCUGUCAUGUUAUCAGUCAAAUAUUCUGUUAUUUUGUUUAAUCCCAAGAUAUAUUAGAUUCACUCCCCCUUUCUCUUUUAUAUGUAUAUUGUUUGAACCUUUUUCUGUAUAUUUAUUUAGGAAAUUUAACCUAACAUAUUGAAAAGUCUUAAUGGUUUCAUUUGGUUGUUUUCAUAAUAUGUACACUCUCUCUUACUGAUUCAGGUUACUCUUUGCUGACCUGGAAUGCCUCAUGUUAAAACUUGCCUACAUUCUUCUCUUAAGCUCUCAACAGGAAACCCAACUGAAAUAUAACUCAUUGGAUUAUAUUUUAAUUAUAAAAAGGCACUUCCUACUCUCUAUUCCAAAUGCAGCUUUUAGAAAAGAUGCAAGUGAAGGAAAGCAGGCAGUUUGUCAUCAGUGUCAGGCUUCUUCCGUGUACCAAAUGUGACUUGGUAAUGCAAGCCUGACUAGCCUUAAGGAUUCCACCAAACAUUUGACAUAUAACUUGGAAUUGUUAAGAUAAGUAAAGCAUAUCAAAAGAGGACAGCCACUUAUGUUUUUAGUAUCCCAGUUUUUAUCAUCAUCAUCACCACUAUUAUUAUCAUUGUCAUCAUCAUCAUCAUCAUCAUCAUUAUCAUCAUCCAUGUGCUGCACCCAAAACAACUUUAAAUAUCCUUUUUUAGUCAUAUUAUAAUUUGCAUUCUUUCUAAAAUCAUACCCACCAAGUCUACAUUGUCUCUCUUAUCACAAUGUUCUCCAUCUUUCACUUUUACUCAUGAAGCAUUCUGAAGCCCUUCUAGCAUUGGAAAAGACAGUUUAUGUUAAGUGUUGCAUGUAUUUAACCAUUCACAUUUGUUAUACACCUUUCACUUGGUUGCUCUCAGGAAUUAUCAGUGAUGGAUGUGCCUCUUGUUGCUGUGAGUGUAUGUCAGUGCUUUUUUCUGUGUCCUGGUGAGCAUUGCAGUGUGGCAAGUCAAGGGAGUGAGGGGAGAUCCUGAUAAAGCUGGCAUUGGGUACACUCCUCUGUACUGUCUUGUGCUGCUGCUUUGUGUGUCAGUUAUAGUGUUGUGAAGCUGCAUGUGGUGUGUGUGUGUGUGUGUGUCUUUCUCUCUCUCCCUUUUGGUUCUUUCAUUGUGUAGAUUUCUAAAGUACUGCAGUAUCUGAAGAAUUAUGACUUUGAAGAAUAUUUGACUGAUGUAGCAAUAUCUGUGGAAGGUUACUUUUAGAAUGCAUUAGAUCUCCUUGUAUUUCAUAAACAUAUUCUCUCAGCAGUAUUUGCACAUUAGAUCCACAGAUGCUGGCAAUGAAUGGUGUGGUGGAAUGUUGACACCUCUCAGCCCAUGCUUAUGUUUAUGUAUGUCAGUUAUUUUUUUGCUUUAAUGUCUCAAGGAAAAUACAUGUGAAAAAAAUUAGUGACCAGGACAAUAUAUCUCAAGUUCACUGAGGGUAUUGUGUGUGAAUCAAGAAAUGUAAUUAUGUAUUAGUUUCUCACUUGAACUGUUUAAUUUACUGGCAUAGUGAAGGUGAUUUUGGUUAUCAUUCUGGUAUUACAUUUACCUUUGUGGUUUUUUAUGAUUCCUAUAUGGAAGUUAGGUACAUUACAUAUGUCGUAAUGCAGUUCCUUUUUAUGACUUCUUUUCACUUUUGUGUUGUAAUAAUGUCUUUGUAUUUGUGUAUACAGUGAUCCCUCUGAACACAAUAAUGACUACAGUUGGAAUUACACAAGAAAUGGAAUUAUCAAUGUGGCUGGAUGUUGGUGGAGUCCUGUCCUCUCUUGUGCUUCUUGCCAUUGUCCAUUUAAAAGAUAGUCUUGUGUCUUUUACUCUGUCCUUUGGUUUGCUGUUGGUUAUAUGUUCUUGACCAUUUCUCCAUUAGGCUCCUAUUAAAUCUAUUCUUUGUCCUUUAGUGAACUAGUGAUUAUAUCUUUUUUACUCCUAUUUCAUUAGGCUCAUAUUAAAUUUCUCUAAGUAUGAAUAAAAGGAUAUUAAAAUUCACACUCCAACAAAUGACAUGACACAUUGCUUGUCAGUGCAUCACUGGCUAGUGUUCCCUCUUCCUGUAUUUCUGAUACCCCAGUGUCCACAUUAUCUUUCAGUCUUUUCUCUUACUCUGCAAUGUCACUCCCAUCAGUUACCCCUCAGUUACCUUGCUCCUCUGCCAUUAUUUCACUUACUGGUGAUAUAAAGAAGGUUGUCUCCUCUCCCAUUAUCCUUCACGAAAUACACUUUCUCAACCUUUACUAAAAUUUCUGUGCUAGUCACCAAUAUUGGCAGUAUUUUUAUUUAUUUAUUUUUAAUUAGUUAUUUAUUUUUUUUAUACGCCUCACCUUGUUAACCUGUCAUUGUGUGGCAUUUGGUGUUUUGAAGUAAACAAAAAUCCAUACUCAUGAUUGCUUGGCUAGUCAGGAGAAAGAGAACUAAGCACCAUUUAAAUCCACCUUAAAAAAUUAUUGUUCACCUGGAACCAAACUUUUUUCCCCUUAAAGCAAUAAAUGCCAGUAACAUUCCUCAGCUUCCUUCACACACCCACAGUUCUCACCACCACUUACCACUUCUCACAGUUCUCACCACCAUAGACUACUCACCACUGGAUAGGUAGGCUGUUACAUAUCUCUUGAGACAAUAAUAAUCCACAUCUUGCAUUUGAUUUAACUCCCUCCUUGUAACAGUUUGGUCUUAUAUCUUCCACCUUCUCCUUUCCCAUUACCACUUGCUCUUUCACUUAACACAGUGCCAUAUGAUCCUUGAUAUUUGGGAUUUCCUUUAUCUUCAUUAAGUUAACAUUUGAUUUGACCUCUGUAACAGCUGAGUCUUUUUAUAUAUGACAUCAUCAUUCUCCAUACCACUUGCUCUUUCAGUUAGCACAGUCCCAUAUGGUCCUCAACAUCUUCCUUUUUACCUUCAUUUGAUUUUAUUUCCCUGUAACAGUUGCAUAUUUUUAUCCUUUACCUUAUCAUUCUUCAUCACCAUUUCCUCUUUGACUUAGCACCAUAUGACCCUUGACAUCUGGCAUUUCCUUAAGUUUCAUCAUUAGUUCAGCAAACCUGGAUAUUUCAUAUUAAACUUGAUACUAAAAUUAUAAAGGAAGGUUUGAGCAUAAGAUGUAAGGCUUGUGGACAAUUGACAGCCUGUAUUUGGUGCACAUUGAUGAUUCUGUGCAGCUCUUACAGGUUAAUGGUGAGAGCAGUGGUGGCUCAUGUUGGGACUACCUUUAUUUUCCUUUUGAGUGCUUUGCCAAAUGUUCCCUUCGGAGGAGUUGCUGUGUUUCCAGUGACUGAUGGUUGCUCAAUUUGUAGUUUAAACUGUGUGUGUAUGUAUGUCUGUAAUUAGGAUGUGUUCAGUAAUGAUACUGUGAUAGGAAUGUUAUGUGUAGGUUCUAUAUGUGUGUUUGUUGAAGUAUUUAGUUUUGUCUAAUUUCUGUUUGUUAUCAUUUCACUAUUACUUAUUAUUGUUAUUAUUAUUAUUAUUAUUAUUAUUAUUAUUAUUAUUAUUAUUAUUAUUAUUAUUAUUAUGUUUACUAUUAUUAUUAUCAUUAUUAUUUGUUAUUAUUAUCAUUAGUGUCGCUAUUGCUAUUAUUAAGAUUGCAAUACACUUGUUUGGAGGGACUGGAAUUCCCUUCACUGGACAAGUCCCCAAAGAGCUGAGUUGCCAAGUUCCUGAAGAGAAGUAGUGCAGCAAAGAGAGUGUGAGUUGCAGCUGCUGCCCUUGGCCUCUCUGAGGGGGGAGAGUGCCAGACACGAGUGGGAGACGGUAGUGCCGGAGAACUGAUCCUUCUCUCACCGUCCACGUCACAACUAACUACAGUGAAGAGCAUGAUGAACACUUGCCAAUGUUCCCAAGUGUUGCUGAGGAACAUUAUGCUCCACAGAGGUACAAACCCAUCAGUGAUCUGUUUUUAUAUUCUGUCAGUGCCAUUUUCUUUUUUCUGUUUCCUUCUCCUUUUUAAUUUCUCACUUUUUUGUGAUUCUAAAUUGUUAUAGGCAUCCUGAGUGACAAAGUGUAAAUCUUAAGACUUGAGUCAGCAGUGUAAAUCAUCAGCACUUGCUAAUCUUUUAUAAAUACAUACACAUUAGUAUUGUGAAUCCAUUCAUUACAACUUGUCUCUGCUUCUGUUCACCUUUUGUGGCAUUUUGUAUAUCUUGAACAUUUGUAUGUGUUACCAGUGUGAAGAAAUUUGCCGAUGAAAGACAAUGAAACUGAAUUACUGUAUCUGUGGCAAAAUAGUGAUGGUGGGGUUGUGCUCCAGCAGAGUUUCUGAAGGUGUCCACAACCUGUAACACACUGGUCAUGAAAAACUGUUCUUAAUUGCUCAUAUGAGUGUUGUAAAGUGAAAUAGAAAAGACCCACAUGAGAAAACUAAGUUUGGUGCAUUGGUGGCAAAAUUUCAAGCUUAUAUCAGUGGCUGUGUGGGACUGCACUUGCAGAAGUGGUUGCAUGGACUGUAAGGGUGUAGCAGUGGUUGUGUAGAUUGUAAGGGUGUAGCAGUAAUUUUGUGAAGACUGUAUGGGUGUAGCAAUGGUUGUGUUGACUGUAAGGAUUUAGCAGUGGUUGUGUGGCUUGUAAGAGUGUAGCAGUGGUUGUGUGAAGACUGUAAGGGCAUCACAGUGUAGUAUUGCCUGUAUGGGGUGCAAGAACGGGUGUCAUAACAUAGCAUUAUGUUUCAUGUUCCCUGGAAUUCUUUCUUGUCAUAGUAUCAGACACUUUCAACAGCUGUGACAUGUGAAAGGUGUGAAUAUUAACAAAAGCAGCAAAAAAAAAAAAAAAAAAAAAAAAAAAACUCAAACAAAUAGGUACUUGCAUUGCAUUCCAUUUUGUGCUAAAGUUUCAAGAAGUAAAUGUUCUCAGCUUCUUGACAAGGAGCACAAAUGUGAGUCUGGAGCAUGUUGAGAAAUUUGUGUAUAAAACUGUAAUUGCUUAGUUAUUAGUAAGUGUUAAAAUUACAUGAUUGUGUGACAGAAAAGUCUUAUGUAUUGUAAAUUCAAAUCACUGAAAAUGUUCUUGAUGAUGAUGCACACUUUGCCUUAAUGAUUGGUACUACUGGAGACGAGAAGGAGCAGGUCUCCUAAAUGGUGUGAUUAGUGAAUAAGGAAACUUAUGAAGAUGAGUUGUUGAGGGAAAUUUUAUGUUGAAGACUUUUGUUUAUCUUUGUACACAAUCGAAUGAUUUUUAAAGAAACCUCACAUACAAUUUUUGUAGGUUGCAUUAUAUAUUGAUAUUUUUAUGUUUAUAUAAACCCAAAGUUACCAGGUUUAAAUAUACAAAUAUUAAAAUUCAUUAAUUUUAAUUAUGAGAUGCAAAGUUAAAAAAAAAUAUUAAUUCUUCAUUUAAUCAUAAACUUGCAGUUAAGUGUAUGAAUAAAAAAUACUGCAUGUAUAUAUGUAUAUACUGGUGUACAGGGCAACUGGGUGUCUAAGACAGUUGUAGGAGCUCAGUAUAAAAAUUUUAGUUUUCAACUAUGUACCAACACUUGCUGUGUCAGACUGUCACUAUCAAGCAUUUAGUAUGAGGUGCAUGCUUACAUCCCAAUAGUCCUUCACCAGCUCUCACACUGACUGGCUGAACAGCAUACCUGGACACAGAGCAAGUAGUUGUGUUAGCAGCACAGUCUGCAUUGGGAACAGACAUGUCCAGAUGUUGCAUCCGUGCUGCCGUCAUGGUCUUGUUAAGAUGUCAGUUACUCCUGUGUACAAAGCUCAGUGAAGGCUUUACACUCAUCAUGAAUCUCAUCGUUUAUCUGAUGACUUAUAAUCUUGCUUUAAGUAUAGAUUGACAACAGUGUUGGCAGGUCAACACAUUAGCCAUGUACAAUAUUAUGUAGGCAGGUUUGGAAUGGCAAGCUGUAUGGAAUUCCUAGGUGUUGCUCGCAUUAUUUUUAGGUAAGAUAAGUUUUGUCAUACUGCUUUGCCUUAAUUGAAAUGUAAACCUUGUGUGACCAGCUUGUCACCUGCAGUUCUCAGUGGAAGAUGUUACAUGGUAGAGUUAGUGGUGUUUUAACAAAGCUUCCUGGUACUACUCUUAGUGACAGUGUGUACACCAUACACCAUAGAUCUAAGGUUCUGAUGCACUACUUGGUGUUUUGAGACAACCUGUAGUUUGAGGACACUUGUUUUGGGGCAUCAAGAGUUGCCUUCUAUGCCAGUAUAUGAUAAUAUGGUUAAAGAGUUAGGAAGAAUUAGGUGUAUUUCCUCACAGUGACAUUUUGCACCUACAGUUGUGUUUACUCAGUUGAGAUACACAUGAUGUUAGUGACGACAGGAUGUGUUUGGGAACUGUGUGGUCUUUGCAGUGUGUGUGGAGUGAAAGAGCAAAGCAUAUACAGUAUACAUAGCGUGAAUUGAUUGCUGCUUAAAACACAGUUUGUAACCUAACACAUGUCAGGGAGUUUUAGUUUUAUGAAGGAAAUAAAAAAGAUAUUUGGCAUA
Scylla paramamosain (green mud crab) is the source of this 11272-nucleotide messenger RNA. RefSeq names its product vacuole membrane protein 1-like (gene Tango5). Gene Ontology annotation, cellular component: endoplasmic reticulum; endomembrane system; membrane. The record is from RefSeq and is a predicted model, not a curated record. Gene Ontology annotation, biological process: autophagy; Golgi organization. The transcript is spliced from 8 exons. NCBI's taxonomy places the organism in Eukaryota, Metazoa, Arthropoda, Malacostraca, Decapoda, Portunidae. Bases 240 to 1589 code for a protein of 449 amino acids.